Oikopleura dioica is the source of this 438-nucleotide messenger RNA. Lineage: Eukaryota; Metazoa; Chordata; Appendicularia; Copelata; Oikopleuridae. The record is from the annotation of a GenBank genome assembly.
AUGAAAGCCACGGGAGCCGACAACAGCGAAGAGAUUGUCUCUUACAAGUCCGUUGCCUACGAGAGCCCCGGCUCGAAGUAUGUCGUCCCAGUUGGUUCUUUCCACGUUAAGGCCAUCUUCCUACUCUUUUUCACCGUUCUCCCUGUAGCAGUGUCCAUGUUCGGCAGCGGCUACCUCGAGAAUUGUCAAAUUCACCUCCCCAAGCAAGUACAAACGGUCUACGCGGCGCAAACUUCAGCCCCGACAACAACAACUAAAAAGCCUUCUUCUGGGAAUUUUUUCGGAAGAAGACGUCGCUCCGCAGAUGAUGAUGGAGAAGAAGUUCUUUCCUCUAUCAACCUCUGCGAAAGUGUUUGGUUGCCUGUUUUCGGAUUUUAUCUGUUGGCGCUGCUGAUCAGGGUGGGUCCUCGGAUGUUUAUAGAUUUCGAACAAGCUUGA